This is a messenger RNA of Bactrocera oleae (olive fruit fly), 3012 nucleotides long. The record is from RefSeq and is a predicted model, not a curated record. NCBI's taxonomy places the organism in Eukaryota, Metazoa, Arthropoda, Insecta, Diptera, Tephritidae.
ACGGCAGCACAGUUUGGGGAGUUUAUUUUUUUCAGUCUACGACACGCAGUUAAACCAGAGAAUGUUAAACAACGGGGAAGUGAAUUUACUACGACCGAAAAGUUUGGUAAUUUGAUCACCUCUUAGAAAGUGUAUAAAUAUACCAAUACUAACGUAGAGUCCGUACAUUAGUGGAGAGUGUGGAAUGUAAGGGUGUCAAGGAGUUGCCAUACUCGGAGAGAAGAAACAUUUUGGAGACGUGUUGCAACCCUGUGUUAUGGAUAGCUCUCCACAAAAUCGGCUUUGAAAGAAAACAAAAACAAUUUGAAAUAUCGCAUCAAAACAAGCAGUCAAGUGAAUCGGUUGUGGAUGUUAGAGUUUGAUCUCCUUUGGGCUACAUCGUUCUAACUGUAUAUACUAAUAAAUUUAAAAGAAGUUGUAGUGCUAAAGGAAUUAAAAUACUAUUGUUCAAAUCUGAACUUAAAAAGAAAAAAGUAGUUAAAUUACCACUCGUUUCUGAACAAAAUUGAAUUCGUCGUGACAAAUGAACUCGCUGAUAUUUUGACGAGCAGUUAAUCGGAAAAUUACGGUUUUUGUUUUGUUGCCUGAAAAAUUUUUAACAACAAUUUUACGCGAAUUCAAUAAGCACUUGUAAAGCGACUGGAAGAAGUUAAGCUCAAAAGCAGACAAAGAAAAUUAAAGACUUCUGAACAAGUGAUGGAAGUAGCUUUAAAUACGGUCGUGGCGUCCUCGACGCAUACGUUUAAAUUGUUGGACGGCAGAUAUGGAACAUUGUUGGAAAGCAAUAAGAACAACAACAACAAAAUUAAUACAGAAAAUAACGGCGUCAUUGGCGUUAGUCAAAGCAUUUUAAAUAUUUUUGGAGCACCUGAGAAAUUUAUUAAUGACAGAGAGGCACAAACGUUUAAAAACGAACUGAAUAUAAAAAACAACAAUGACAAAGAUAUCGAUGUUCAGGAUUUGCUUGCAAACCAAAAAAGUCAACUUCAAUUACUCCAGUGCAAUAAUACUAAGCUGAUGUUGGAAGGUCAACAGGCUACAACUUCUUUAAAAACUACGACUGACUUAUUGGCCGCUUUAAAAAUAACAAAUACCAAAAUAAAUGAAAAUAGACAGAACAGUUCAAAUGCAUCGAACCUUACGACAUCAUCACUAUCAACGCCGUUACCAACAUCUUUAAUUGUAGAAAAAACAACAACGAAUUCCAAUAUCUCAAUAUUGAAAGCAGUCUCAAGUGGAACUCCAGGAAGAAGCAACAACUCUGUGGUUAGUAUUGUCACCAAGAAUGGUUUACAAAUUCCGUCCGACAUACUUGAUGAUUUGGCAAGUCGUUUUAUUAUUAAUGUUCCUGAUAUGGAAUUGAACAAUCUUAUUCGCAUUUGCUUUCAAAUUGAGUUAGCGCAUUGGUUUUACUUGGAUUUCUUUUGCGCUGCGACCGGAGAUAACCCACAAAGCGAAGAAUUAAGAAAUAGGAAAUUACCAACAUGUGGAAUGAAGCAGUUCGCGAUACAGAUAUUUAAGCAUAUUCCAUUUCUACGUGAACAAUUACCGUCUAUCGAUAAAAUAUUGGAUGAUUGGAAAAAUUAUAAGCUCUCAGUUCCCACAUAUGGGGCUAUCUUAAUAUCUGAGGAUCUCAAUUAUUGUCUUUUAGUGCAAUCAUAUUUUGCAAAAAGUUCAUGGGGUUUUCCGAAAGGUAAAGUCAAUGAGAACGAAGAUCCGGUGCAUUGUGCCACAAGAGAAGUAUAUGAAGAGACUGGUUACGAUAUAACGAAAUUAAUAGUACCAAGUGACUACAUUGAGGCUGUUUUCAAUUAUCAAUAUACACGCUUGUAUAUCGUGCGCAACGUAUCACUUGAUACAGAAUUCUCACCGCGAACACGCAAUGAGAUAAAAUGCUGUGAUUGGUUUCCGAUCGACUCGCUCCCGGUCAAUAAAAAUGAUGCCAUAUCAAAAGCCAAAUUGGGUAUAAACGCCAAUUCAUUUUUUAUGAUAAUGCCAUUUGUUAAACGGCUUAAAAAGUGGGUAAAUGAUAAGCGCUCGGGAAUAGAGACUAGACGUAAAUUUUCCGGUGGUGGCAGAAGUAUCUCGCCCGAAACAAUGAAUGCACCUACAUCACUGUGUACAACAGUGACGGCAGCCACCCCUUCUACUCUAGGUGGUAGCAAUCAAAAUAGUAUAAACCAAAAGCAAACAAAUGUGAAUAAUAGUAGUAAGAAAAAUAAACAACAUACAAAUAAUGAUGAUAAGCAUAAAGCUUCAAACAUUAAUGCAGGAACUAAUUGUAUUAAUGGCAAUAAUAAUGGAAUAUCGGCCACACCAACAAGUACCAAUAAAAACUAUAGUAAUCGUUCAAAAAGACAACGCCAUAAAUCUAUGGGGGAUUUGGAUUGUAAUUCAAAUAACAAUUUUAAAAAUUCUGUUCACGUAACGGCUGUUUCGGAUGGUGUUGAAUCGCCAACCGAAUCAACAGUAAAAGACUCUGGCAGCUGCAGAACAGUCUCUAACUAUAAACGCAAUGGCAGCUCAGCAAAAUAUCUUGCUGCCGGCAGCAACAAUAAUGGACCGUAUAACAACCACAUAAACGGUGCAGGCUGCACUUCAUCAAAACGCCAAUUGUUUCAUAGUCAAAGUCAAAAUGGUUGCAAUCAAAGUGGAGAAAAGAAGCUGCCCUUAGUUCGGAGUCGUCGAUAUCGGACCACUAUAGCCAUAUAAACUGAUCGAUCUUAAUCGAUCGAAAUGCGCACCAUGAUCUUUGGCACUCCUGCCUGUCCAAUGAUUGUAGGGGAUGGAGCUGGCGUAAAAGAUUGAUGAUUCGACAUUCUGCGCAAUGAAUGACGAAGCCCCCCCCAGAACUAUAGGCACCUGCAAUAGCUCGCCAGAUAUUACCAUCGCUAGCGGUGGUCUGAUAAAUAGCAUAACCUGGCCUAUGUUAACUCUCGCAUUGGACCAUCUGCCCCUAAUUAUCUCGAUCGAGAAACCUCCCGACUUUAUUUCUACCUAUUUUACGGACGU